This is a messenger RNA of Clunio marinus, 462 nucleotides long. NCBI's taxonomy places the organism in Eukaryota, Metazoa, Arthropoda, Insecta, Diptera, Chironomidae. The record is from the annotation of a GenBank genome assembly.
AUGGCAGCGGUAAUGUCCGGCGUCGAGGAUAAGCUAGUAGACGAAGAGAAGUAUCAAGGAACAUCAAAAGAUGACGAGGAUAAGUCUGGAGGAAUUUACGAGCUCCCCAAAAAACUAGAGAACACGAAAGCGGAAGAUAAGAAAACGAACGAAGAAUUACUCACGCACGCUGUGGCUUUGCUGACUCAGCAUGUCACGGCAGCAAAACCCAACAAUUCAUCGUCGUCAUUUUGCCUUACGGAUGCUAUGUUACCAUACUUCUAUGGUAACAUGAAAGAAUAUAAAGCAUUCAAGGAAGGAAUGAUGACGGUGUUCAACAUUAUGCAGAGCACCCCUCUGGAGAGGUUUAUGGUGCUGCGUUCCAAAUUAAAGGGCGCAGGACUUAAAGUCAUUCGAAACGCUUUCGGUGACAGUGGGGAACUACAACAAGGCGUGGAAAUUAUUAGAUCACCGCUACGAUAA